UUUUUUUUUUUUUUUCUUCGGUGUCGUUUCCGCUCUCCGUUGAUAUUUUCAACCAGGAUCCACGAAAAAUUAACCAUAAUAUAUAAAGUGGGUCGUUGCUUGGCAACGUCUCCAACCAUUCUUUCGUGUCGUUUUUUUCGACCAUUUGCCUCCGUUUUUCAACCUUCUCUAUCUCUCUCCCCCCUCUCUCUCUUUUUCUCUCUCUCUCUCUCUCUCUUUCUCUCUCUCCGUUUCCACGUUUCUCUUUCAUCCUCGACGAUGAAGAGAUGAUUGCCCAUUUCUCGCGCAAUGUUCAAUUCUUUCUCGAAGGACGACGGCAUUACAAUGGCGGGAGACCGAGGCCUAGGGAGCUCGAAUUCGNACACGUGAAGUCGGCCAUCGAGGCGGUGGCCAACGGGUUGUCGCUGAGGAAGGCGGCUAAUAUGUUCUGCAUAUCGAAAUCUGUUCUUCAUCGUUACAGUAAACUGGAGUCACGGUCGGUGGGAUAUCUCAACUGCCAGAAAGUCACCUAUCCGUGCAAGAAUUGCGGCAAAGUGUACAAUUACUACUCCAGUUUGGCGAGGCAUUUGAAGCACGAAUGCGGGGUGGAACCGAAGUUUCACUGUCCACUCUGCCCUUACAGAACGAAGCACAAAUCCAGCUUGAACACGCAUCUGAACGGCAGGCAUAUGAAACUUUUGAGCGAAUUUUACACUAUGCCAAAUGGGAACAAGCUGUCAUCCACCAUGGACACUGGGAAUUAAUAAUUGCCUGUCAUGUUUACU
This is a messenger RNA of Apis dorsata (giant honeybee), 764 nucleotides long. RefSeq names its product zinc finger protein 524-like. NCBI's taxonomy places the organism in Eukaryota, Metazoa, Arthropoda, Insecta, Hymenoptera, Apidae. The record is from RefSeq and is a predicted model, not a curated record. Gene Ontology annotation, molecular function: DNA binding. The transcript is spliced from 4 exons. Bases 267 to 743 code for a protein of 158 amino acids.